Messenger RNA from Rubroshorea leprosula, 1146 nucleotides. The record is from the annotation of a GenBank genome assembly. Lineage: Eukaryota; Viridiplantae; Streptophyta; Magnoliopsida; Malvales; Dipterocarpaceae.
AAAAAACCGCCAUGCCGACACAAAUUAACCUUUGAAAUUCAAUCUUUUCAAAGUCUGUUUCAAGCAAAGCUACCAAAAGCCAAAGUUUCCAAGUUUCAAUCUCGACUUUUUUCAAGUUUCCCUUAGUUUCUCUUCCAUUUCCAGCCCUCUUAAAUAAAGCCUCGCUACAUUUAUCUUCCUUUACCUGUGAUUCCUUCACUCUGACUCUUACUACUUGUUUUUCAUUGUACAGAUUCUAUUUUUGGGUGCUUAAUUUGGAGGUCCAAUUUGUUCUAUAAAAGAAGGAGAAGAAGAAGAAGAAGAAGAAGAAGAAGAAGAAGAAGAUGGGUAGUUCGAGUACUAGUGUUACUCCCAUGCUCCCUUCAAACCCAAAAUCCUAUGUUUUUGAGCAGCACAGAUCUCUCUUUCUCUCCAGAAGAAGAUCCAAGAAAAAGAGUCGAGCUAUUGUUCCUGUGGCAAGAGUGUUUGAACCAGCAAUUUUUGAGGCAUCAAAGUUGAAAGUUCUGUUUUUGGGAGUGGAUGAGAAGAAGCAUCCAGGGAACCUGCCAAGAACUUAUACUCUCACACAUAGUGAUAUUACCUCCAAGCUUACUUUGGCCAUAUCACAAACCAUAAAUAACUCUCAGUUGCAGGGAUGGCACAACAAAUUAUACAGAGACGAGGUGGUGGCAGAAUGGAAGAAGGUUAAGGGGAUGAUGUCUUUGCAUGUUCACUGUCACAUAAGUGGAGAACAUUUUCUCUUGGAUUGGCUUGCAAGAUUCAGAUAUUUCAUCUUCUGCAAAGAACUCCCCGUGGUGUUGAUGGCCUUUGUUCAUGGAGAUGGCAAUUUGCUCAAAAACUACCCAGAGUUACUGGAAGCUCUGGUUUGGGUGUACUUCCAUUCCAAAAUUCCAGAAUUUAAUAAGGUAGAGUGCUGGGGCCCUCUCAAAGAAGCUGCUGCCCCUUCUGGUGCGGCCACAAGAGAAGGAAAGCAAGCUUUGCAAUUAACCAACUGGGAAUUGCCUGUGCCAUGCCAAGAGGACUGUACCUGUUGUUUUCCACCUAUGAGCCUGAUUCCAUGGUCACAGAAGGUUGCCAGGGAUAGAGGCAGGAUCUAGGAUGAGGGGCUAAAUUUAUGGACACUUAAAUUAAAUUUUGCAUUUAUGU